CUUCCUCUCUUUUCUAGUACCCUCUCUCUCUCUCUCUCUACGUCUCUCUUUUUCUCUCGGGGUCUGUUACACUCUCCUUUUGUCCUCUCAUUCUCAGAGACCGAUUGUUACAGCAAACGUCGAGCAAAAUUCGUAUAGAGCAGCCAGCAGCAGCGUCCACGACGACGACAUUGAAAAAUUGAACGGCAGCCGACGAAGCGAGCAGCGAGCGUGCGAGUGAGCUAAGCAGAGCGCUUGUCAACUCGAAAAGCAGUAGAGAAAAAGAAGGCGACGAAGACAGCAGCAGCAGAAUAUCGACGCCGCACGUACCGGGAGCAUUUAAAAUAAUUUUUUCUGUGGAUUAAUUUUACUAAAAAGGAUUUAAAACACAAUGACUGAACGUGAGAACAACGUCUACAAGGCUAAAUUGGCCGAACAGGCUGAGCGCUACGAUGAAAUGGUCGAGGCCAUGAAAAAGGUCGCCUCCAUGGACGUUGAGCUGACCGUUGAGGAGCGCAACUUGCUCUCGGUUGCCUACAAGAAUGUGAUUGGAGCACGACGCGCUUCAUGGCGCAUUAUCACCUCCAUUGAACAGAAGGAGGAGAACAAGGGUGCCGAGGAGAAGUUGGAGAUGAUCAAAACCUAUCGCGGUCAGGUCGAGAAGGAGUUGCGCGACAUCUGCUCGGAUAUAUUAAAUGUGCUCGAGAAACAUCUCAUUCCAUGCGCCACAUCCGGCGAAAGCAAAGUAUUCUACUAUAAGAUGAAGGGCGAUUACCAUCGCUAUUUGGCCGAAUUUGCCACCGGCUCGGAUCGCAAGGAUGCUGCAGAGAAUUCAUUGAUUGCCUAUAAGGCAGCAAGUGAUAUUGCCAUGAACGAUCUGCCCCCAACACAUCCAAUCCGUUUGGGCCUGGCAUUGAACUUCUCGGUGUUUUACUAUGAGAUACUCAAUUCGCCGGAUCGCGCUUGCCGCUUGGCGAAAGCCGCAUUUGAUGAUGCCAUCGCAGAGUUGGAUACGCUAAGCGAAGAGAGCUACAAAGACUCGACCCUGAUUAUGCAGCUGCUGCGGGACAACCUCACAUUAUGGACAUCUGAUAUGCAGGCAGAUGACUCCACAACAGGGGACGGUGAGCCCAAACCGGAAAUUCAGGAUGUUGAGGAUCAGGAUGUGUCGUAAUUUAAGUAAACCCCCGCCCUUCCAUUAAAAAAAAAAAAAACAAAAAACAAAAAAAAAACAUAUACCUUCUAAAGUAAAUAUAAUACAUAUAAUAUAUAUGCAUACAAUAAAAACAACACGCAACCGGGUAGUAAACAGCAACAACAACAGCAGCAGCAAAAAGCAACAAGAAGAAGCAGCAGCAACACAACAACGAUACGCGACUUCUCUGUGGGACAACCACAGAUUUGCAGCAACAUGUAAACAAGAAUAAACAGCAACAGCAAAUAGCCAAGGUAGCAACAACCAGCAGGAAAAGCAUGCAAAGAUGAAAACUACACACAAAAUACAAUACUAAUACUAAAACGAACAGCAAUCAAGAAGAAUGUAUUACAACAAGAGCAACAUAAAACUGAGGGUGGUCGUGAGCGUAGGCAUGACUGUUGUGGGAGCAUGUUAUAUGGAGGUGUGCAGCCGUCGUCGCAGUCUUCGUUGUGUUAUGCGAUGUUUUUGGCCCUGGCUUCCCCCAAAAAUAAAAGCUACAACAGCAGCAGCAACAACAGCAGCAGCAGCAACUACUACAUUUGAAAUUUUUUGCAUUCAAGAAACAAAAGCAUUAUAUUAUAUUUAAAUAAAUAUUAUAUUUAAUUCUGAGAAGCGAAAACAAAAUAAACUUCAUUUCAAAAACACUACAACACACACCAACAACAACAAUACACACAAACAACGUACGCAUGAAAAAGUUGGCAUAUUAUAUUUACAAUUUAUCAACAAGAUGAGCAACACCACAUAAGAUACACACAACUUCAACUUUAAUUUUAAGCCAGUCAUAAAGUAAUUAAACAAAAACUAAAAUAAAAGGUAAUAACAUUCGAAAACAACACGAUAAAAGCAAAUUUAAUAACCGCAAAUUGAAUUAAAAACAAAGAAUGAAGCGAAACGAAAACAACAAAAUAUGUAAGAUGCAAAUGCAGAAACAAAAAAAACAGCAGCAAUUAAUUUAAAUUUAAUACGAAGUAAAAAUAAAACAAAAGCAAAAUGUGAAGUGAGAACGAAAUGAGCAAAACAAAAAGUCAAGCAACAAAACUAAAAACGAAGUAAAAUAAAGAAUGAAAAAAAAAAACAAUGAAUGUUAGUUAAAGCGAAAUUUGAAAGAGUAAAAGUAAAACGAAAUCUUAAGCUUAAAUUUGUAUGUAAUGUUAGUGUAUUGUUCACCAAAAACACAACACACUCCACUACAGAGAUAGCACACAGCAAACGAAACAAACACACACCAACAACAUACAAACAACACUAAUGCAAAUGAAAAGUAAUUCAUUUUCGUUUUACUCUUGUAUUCCUUUCCGAUCAUCAUUGUCUUUGUCUCUUUCUCUUGCUCUCACAAACAAAUCACAAACGAAAGAAAAAACAAAAAUGCAAUUUAAGCGCAGAUUACGUUCGUGUUUUACAUUUUAUACAUUGUAUGUACAAGAGUUUGUUUAAAAAGUUUUAAAAUUCACUUCUCGCCACAAAACAUUUCAUAUAUAUACAUAUAUAUAUAUAAAUAUAAAUAUUAAAAGGAAAAAAGUAUUUGUAGUUGCUAAACAACAAAUGGUACACAUAUAUAUAAAUAUAUAUUGUAUACAUCUUAGUAUAUAUACAUAUACAUUCGUAUAUACACUUGUAUAUUUUCUAUGCCUACCACUUAUGUAAUUUGUAGAUUUCGAAUUUUUCCAAGUGAAAAUCCAACUCCCUCCCUCAACCCCCAAACAAAACAAAAACAAAAAACAAUAACAAAACGGCGACAAAUAUGUUUGCAUUUAACACACUCGACAAAACAACAAGGCAGUAAAAAUAUCAUUUAAUUUAUUUAGCUAAAAAAAAAAACAACUAAACAUGAAAACGUUUCGAGUUUUUCCUUAAU
Messenger RNA from Drosophila albomicans, 3035 nucleotides. RefSeq names its product 14-3-3 protein epsilon (gene 14-3-3epsilon). NCBI's taxonomy places the organism in Eukaryota, Metazoa, Arthropoda, Insecta, Diptera, Drosophilidae. The transcript is spliced from 5 exons. Gene Ontology annotation, cellular component: cytoplasm. Gene Ontology annotation, biological process: signal transduction. The coding region runs from base 371 to 1153 and encodes 260 amino acids. The record is from RefSeq and is a predicted model, not a curated record.